Messenger RNA from Oppiella nova, 3406 nucleotides. The record is from the annotation of a GenBank genome assembly. Lineage: Eukaryota; Metazoa; Arthropoda; Arachnida; Sarcoptiformes; Oppiidae.
UAUUGAUGUGAAUGAGUGCUGCUGUGAAGGGAUGGCCGACGCCUAUCAGUGACAAUGACUUGUUGUGCGCACUGACUGUCCACUGACUGUCCACCCAAUGGCACAGUUGGCCACCGAUGCCACCCAACAGUGAGUCACAGUGCGGGUCAGCCCACGUGUGAGAGUGCGAGUGAGUGAGUGGCCAGUGAUGGCAGUGGUGGGGCCGACGUGUCGGUCGGGAUCAGGUGUGGCCAUCGCCGCCGCAAACAAUAGACAUUCUGCGCAACACAUGAGCGCGUCGUCGACGGCGCACAACCACCACAACAACCCGUCGAUGGCGUCGAUGGUGGGGUCGGGCGUCGGGACGGCUGUCCACACACUCCAUACGCAACACAACGCUAUCUUAGCGGCCGCUCAACCCUUCUAUUCAAACAGCCAUUCCCUGAACACGCAGGACAUGCAACCCGACCGACCCAUCGGUUACGGGGCCUUCGGAGUGGUCUGGUCAGUAACGGAUCCACGCGAUGGCAAAAGAGUUGCGCUCAAGAAGAUGCCGAAUGUCUUCCAGAACCUGGUGUCCAGUAAACGGGUUUAUAGAGAGAUCAAAAUGCUUUGCUUUUUCAAACACGAAAACGUUCUUUCAGCGCUUGAUAUACUGCAACCGCCGCACAUCGACUUCUUCCAAGAGAUUUAUGUGAUAACAGAGUUAAUGCAAAGCGAUUUACAUAAGAUAAUCGUGUCGUCGCAACCCUUGACCUCAGAUCACGUCAAAGUAUUUCUCUAUCAAAUCCUUCGAGGACUCAAAUAUCUGCAUUCGGCGCGAAUACUACACCGGGAUAUCAAACCUGGAAAUCUAUUAGUUAAUAGUAAUUGUCUGCUCAAGAUUUGUGACUUCGGUUUAGCCCGAGUCGAGGAAAACGAUUCGUCAAAAUUGAUGACACAAGAAGUGGUUACGCAGUAUUACAGGGCACCUGAACUACUAAUGGGUGCCCGACACUACACCUCAUCCAUCGAUAUCUGGUCCGUCGGCUGUAUUUUUGCCGAACUCUUGGGCCGAAGAAUACUAUUUCAGGCGCAGACACCCAUUCAACAGUUGGAACUCAUAACAGACCUCUUGGGAACACCCGAGCCCUCAGAUAUGCGUUACGCGUGCGAAGGCGCCAGAAUACAUAUACAGCGCCGGCCCUGUAAGGCAUCAUCGCUGGCCUCGUUGUAUAACCUCUCGUCUCAGGCCAAUCACGAGGCCGUUCACCUAUUGUGUCAAAUGUUGGUCUUUAAUCCCGAUAAGCGAAUUAACUGCUCGAAUGCGUUGAGUCACCCGUAUCUGGAAGAGGGCCGACUCCGGUACCACUCGUGUAUGUGCCGGUGCUGUCAUUCCGUGGGCUCCAGUCGUCGAUACGUCACCGAUUUGGAGCCUUUGGCGCAAUCGGCCUUUGAUUAUAGUUUUGAGAAAGACUUGUCUUCUGUCCAUACGGUUAAAGGUGUGUUCACUUCGCGGACAAAACCAUUAGUGAAUGAAUUAACGGCUCUUUUUGUGUUGCCAUUUGCAGAACGACUCCACAAAUUAAUUCUCGAGAAGUGUUCGCUGUCUUCGCUCUCGAAUCGGGUGCCGCUCUGUAUUAACCCACACUCGGCUGCCUUUAAGAGUUUCGCGAGUUCGACUGUCGCUCAUCCAUCAGAAUUACCGCCUUCUCCUCAUUGCUGGGAAUGACUAUCAUUUCAAUAGUUUUCGUAAAUUUAAUUUUUAAUCAACAAUUGUGUGGCCAUUCUGUCGACCAUUGGCUUCGUUUGACUGCACCGCCGAAGAAGUCGUCUUCGGGAGAGCUGUCGUCGAAUUAGUUUUAUAUUUAUUUAUUUAAAACCCGAACCAAUCGGUGGACGAAUAGCGACGUCCUUUCGAAAGCACUUAAUAUUUAUCUUAAUUUUUAGACUUAAAUCCCAUGAAUAAUGUGUUUUUAUAUAUUUUAAUUGCAAUGACGAGCGAAUAAUGGGAAUCCGUUAUGGAUUGACAAUUAGUUUGUACAUAGUUUUUACCUCUCAAUCAAGUGAUUACUGAUUAGAUACCGAAGUUUUAAGUAAUUCUCGUAUGUAUUCCUAAACAUCCCUUUUUUAAUGUCUUAUUUGAAAAGAAAACUUUGAGUUAUAAUGAACUGAAACCACGGCUUCGAUUGAUUAUAACUUAAAGCCAUUUAAGUUGUGAUUAGUUUUGAAUGACAGCUGAUAAUGGCGUCUCGUUUGCUGCCGACUCCAAGAAUUGGUUCAUUUAAUGUCCACCGAUUGGAUGUCUAGUAUUCGAGAUGCCAUUUGAGCGAAACGUUUGACUUUAUUUUGAAAACCAAGUGUUGCCAUAAAGUAAUCGAAAAGUUUUUCCAAAGAUAUUCAGUUAUAGUCAAGGAUUGAGUAGUAAUUAACGGGAAAUUCGCUAUUGAUAUGUGCCUCAAACCAACAGAUGAUAUACGGGUUAUGCCUGUAAUCUCUGUGCGACUCAUCUUUUUUUAUAGCAGACAUACCAGACCUCUAAUGAUUGCAAUCAUAUGCAUAGAUCUCUGAUUACAAAUAGUCAUUCAUUUGUCAUCAAAACUCAUUUCAUUUCAUCACUAAAAACUACACUCUGAACUAAUCGUAAUAAUGGACUCAUUUUAUAGCAUUAAAAACAAUCAUUGUAUGAUAUUUUGGUCAUAACUUUUCAAUCAAUUGUUAGCCAUUGAAUGUGGAUUUCUUACGGCCACCCCACCCGUCAGUCCGUGUUUUGUGUUACCCCUCCAACACCUGUGACUGUAUUUACAAAUUAGUAAAUUCGAUAGCAAAUUGUUUUAUACAUACCUGUAAUAUCUAUACAUACAUAUAGCACCUGUAUCUCACAUACUGUGCCUCACAAUUCUGUCCAUAUUCUCGAUUUACUAAUUACUCGUAUUUACAAUCGAAAAGUGUAUUGAAUUGAAUUCAAACGAAACGUGUCCUAAAUCUAAACAUUUAGCGCUAAAUAAUUGUUUUGAUUGUAAUUUAAAUAUUUAGUUAAAUUAAUGUAAAAUACAGUGAAGUAAUGAAGUAUUCAAUUGAGAGACUGGUAUUGAGCUCUUGAGCGACAAACAAGCCGUACCACUGCCACUGCCACUACCGGCGCGACCACUGACUUAACCAUUGGUGUCGCCCCGUAAUUAUGAUUAUCGAUGUGUUCUGAAGCUUAGUAUUGGUUCACGAUUUACUGAUUAUUAUAAAACUUUAAUGGGAUUAGUGUUUGGUCUGUAAUGUAUCGAUGAAAUGGGUUUUCAUGUCUUACCAUUCGUUUGCGGAUAUAAUCGGCAAAAAUAUUCAUAGAUUUCCAGUUAAACAAUAUUUUCAUCAAAUUUUUGCUCAUAAUUACCAUUCAAUUGUAUAUCACUUUUUUACGAUAAUAAAUAAAUUUAUAAAUUUCAAACAAAAACAA